UUAACAUAUUAUGUCACUGGAAGGCGAGCGCAGAGGAAUACCAAACAAUACUUUGUAAUUCAAAUUGUUGCAGGGCAUUUCUACUUAUGGGCGGACGUAUCGCUUACCAUCAGGCGAACGGCAAGAUAGUCUUGUUAUACAAGGCAAUAAAAAGAAACAAUAAUAAUAUUGAGCAGCACCUGUUUUCAUAUUUCCAACUUACAGAUCAUUAUUACCAAAAGCGCAGUAACAUUAAACUAUAAAAUCUGGCAAAUAAGCCUUGCUAGCGCACUAAUAUAUUGAAUUAAACAUUUUAUUUCGUCGACGACCCACCAACUUGUGAUUUACAAACGCCGUAACAUUUUAUGGCGAUAUAAAAUUCUUUCUCGUUUGUUUUUAUCGUUUUCGCGGUCAAUUUUCGCAACACCCAACUUCGGCAACAAUACUUAUAAAUUGAAAAAUAUGUUCAAACUUUUAGCACUAAUGAUCUUCAUUUACUGUAGAUGUGAGGACGAAAUUACUUUGACAACAGCGACUCUACGUGAUAGUACCUCUGCGAAGCCAACGACGUUCUUUAGGAGAAUUAAUGUUGAAAGGAUUCAGCAGGGAUUUAGCACGCCAUUCGAUUUGCUGCAACUGGGGACCACUGAAGGAAGGAGAAGUCAGUCCAGCGUGUGGAAUUGGGAUUAUUACUGUCAACUCCAACCAAAACAAGGCAACUGCUCUAAGAAUUUGAUUAGAUAUUACUACGACACUCAACUAGACCAAUGUAUGACAUUUACAUAUACAGGAUGUGAUGGAAACAAAAAUAAUUUCGACACGCAAGUAAACUGUGAACGGCAUUGUAAAGGUGCCGCACACAUGCCGGUGAAUGACAUGGAGAGAAAUGAUUACUGCUAUUUGCAACCUCACUCGGGAGUGUGUUUGGCUUUUUAUACGUGGUAUUAUUAUGAUAUCAACCAAGAAACGUGCAAGACCUUUGUAUACGGUGGCUGCGGCGGUAACGCCAACCGAUUUGAUACAAUAAGGAAUUGUUUGCGUGAUUGUAGGAGACAUGAUGAUUCUGAUUCAAUAUAAGUUUUUAAUUAUUUGAA
Molecule: messenger RNA, 1073 nt
Organism: Manduca sexta (tobacco hornworm)
Lineage: Eukaryota; Metazoa; Arthropoda; Insecta; Lepidoptera; Sphingidae
Product: kunitz-type serine protease inhibitor A
Exons: 5
Coding region: 442-1056 (204 amino acids)
Molecular function (GO): serine-type endopeptidase inhibitor activity
Source: RefSeq, a predicted model, not a curated record